UACAGCGGCCCCGUGGCAACGGCCAGGGGAAAAACCUUACUCGAACUCGGUGAGACUGAGUGAGAAACAGAGAGGCAAUGUCUUCGUAUCACUCGUGUGGAAUGAGGGUUUUCAGAGGGUGCAGGGCACUCUUAGCCCCAGCCAAAUCCUCAGCUGCCGAUGUCGCUAACGCUAAGAGCACUACCACCACCCCCGCCAGAUCAAAGCCAAAGGCAAAGGCAAAGCCAAGGCCAGCGAAGGCAAUCAAUCAGGGAACAGGAACGGGGUUAUCGUCUCCAAAGCCCAAACGAGAAACGGCUGGACCCAGGGGCAUCCUUAAGGUGGGCCCAAUCUCCCCAGCGCUCCAGACCUUCAUGGGUGUGCCGGAGGCCUCUCGCAGCGGCGCCGUCAAGCAGAUCUGGUCCUACAUCAAGGGCCAGAAUCUCCAGAAUCCUGCAGAUAAGAGGGAGAUCUAUUGCGAUGAGAAGCUGAAGGCCUUAUUUAGUGGAAAGGACAAGGUUGGGUUCCUGGAAAUUGGGAAAUUGCUCUCCCUCCACUUUGUUAAGAAGACUGAUUAACUGCUGACUUUAGGUGUUUGGCUUAGGUAAGGUUGGUGCCCUCAACUCUUUACAGAUUAAGCUCUUGUGACAUUUCUUCCAAAUCCUUUGUUUGAGAGCGAACUCUAGGGCUGGGUUUGUGAUUAAAAAAUGUUUAGCUGGACAUGUUGUAAAAAGUACUUUUGAGUAGAUUGUUUUCAUGCAGUUGUCAGCUUAUGAAGCAGGUUGUGCGAUGGAUUAGCUAUGGUGAAAACCAUAUGUUACUGCACCCGAUUUCCUCCAUUAAUUGUUGAAGUUUCCAAGGGGAAAUCCUUUGGGGGCUUGGACUAUGGUCCAUGGAGAUGUGGUCUGGAUGCGCAUGUAUGUUUUUGCAAAUGCUGUCUAGAAUGCCCCUGUUCACGUGGUCUUCUUUGAGCCCAUUUUUAUUGAGCAUAUCAUUUGCAAUA
Messenger RNA from Alnus glutinosa, 982 nucleotides. Its product is annotated as protein TRI1-like. The transcript has 2 exons. Gene Ontology annotation, cellular component: nucleus. The coding region runs from base 78 to 557 and encodes 159 amino acids. NCBI's taxonomy places the organism in Eukaryota, Viridiplantae, Streptophyta, Magnoliopsida, Fagales, Betulaceae. The record is from RefSeq and is a predicted model, not a curated record.